GGACGUGAUUGCAUGGAACGCGUUUCUCGCGGCAUAUGCCCAAAACGGGCACUGGAAGAGAGCAAAAGACGUGUUCGAUCGAAUGCCAGAACCCAACACCGUGUCCUGGGCGACAAUGCUGGGUGCAUCCAACACCCGCCUCGAUUUCACCCUCGAACUCCUCUGCAAGAUGGCGCUAGAUGGCGGCUCGGCAGCAGACGAAGCCUGUUUCGUGUGCAUGCUUGUCCGAUGCAACCACGCCGGGAGCCUGAAAACCGGCGUGCAAUGCUUCCUGUCGAUGCAGGGGGACUAUUUCGUAGCACCCACAAAGCAGCUCUACUGCUGCAUGACGGAUUUGCUCGGGAGGUGCGGGCAUUUGGGCGAUGCCCAAGAACUUCUCUCCACAAUGCCCUUUGUUCCCGAGGACGUGGAUUGGCAGUCACUGCUCGGGUCGUGCAAGAGUCACAAAAACGCAGUUAGAGGAAAGGUGGCGGCGAGGCGCGCACUAGACUUGGAUCCCGCGAGCUCGGCUCCUUACGUGCUCCUAGCCAAUGUUUGUACCAAUUAACCCAAGUAGCAGAAAUUUAGGGUUCUUCGCUGGAAUUAUUUAGGGUCCCCUUUGAUCGAUCCGGCGAUCGAUCGAUCGCGAUGGGCAAUGCGAAUGCGACGGGCGGGGGCGAGCCGAUGCAGAGCUCGCAACCGCGGAUCUCCGAGCAGGAAGGGAAGCUAGGGCACGCCGGGGGAUCGUCGGAGUAUCUCUCAGACAGUCCUGGAGAAUCGGUGCGAUGCCCGCUCAUGUUUGCUCCACAGGCACCCAUGGCUCCUAUAAGCAAACCAGAUGGAAUCGGUGUGUAUGAGCCGAAUCUCUACAAAGAACACGGUGGUGAGAAGGGAAUCCCGUGUAUGAUCGUGUGGAGCCUCGGAGGAAACAACGUUUCCAUCGAGGGCUCAUGGGACAACUGGAGCACCAGGCAGCCACUCCAGAGAUCUGGGAAGGAUUUCUCCAUCCUAAAGUUGCUCCCGGCGGGAGUUUACCAGUUUAAGUUCUUCGUGGAUGGCGAGUGGAGGCACGCUCCAGAUCUUUCCUGCUCCAAGGACGAAGCUGGGAACGUGAGCAAUCUCAUCGAAGUCCAGGAAUACGUUCCAGAAAACCUUGACAACGUCGUGAGCUUCGAGCCGCCAUUGUCUCCAGACUCGAGCUACACGAAUCCAUUCCCGGGCCCGGAAGAUUUUGCAAAGGAGCCACCGGCAGUUCCUCCGCAUCUUCACCUCACACUGCUCAACGUCCCCGCCUCGUCUGGAGACGCCCCGGCCUCCAUGCCGCGGCCGCAGCACGUAAUCCUCAACCAUCUCUACGUGGAGAAAGGGAGGAGCUCGCGAUCGGUGCUGGCGCUGGGCGCUACUCACAGGUUUAGAUCAAAGUACGUGACGGUGGUGGUGUACAGGCCUCUCCGAAAGUGAUCACAGCUUUUAAAAAGUGUUUCACUACGUAGAAAAAAAGAACUUUGGAGAACACCAAAGAAGUUUAGCGAAAA
Messenger RNA from Selaginella moellendorffii, 1514 nucleotides. RefSeq names its product SNF1-related protein kinase regulatory subunit beta-2. NCBI's taxonomy places the organism in Eukaryota, Viridiplantae, Streptophyta, Lycopodiopsida, Selaginellales, Selaginellaceae. Bases 628 to 1440 code for a protein of 270 amino acids. The record is from RefSeq and is a predicted model, not a curated record. Gene Ontology annotation, molecular function: protein binding. The transcript is spliced from 4 exons.